UUUGAACCUUCUCACUGUAACUUUGGAACACACCCAUAACGAUGAGCGCCCUUCCUUUCCUCCUACUUUCCCUCCUGCUUGUUUCCACGUCCUGUGCGGCACAGGAGUCGGAAGUCCCCACAAAGUACGGGCGAAUCUCCGGCUACAUUACCGACUACAACGGCGCGGGCGUGCGCACGUUCCUCGGCGUACCCUUCGCCAAGCCGCCGACCGGAGAGCUGCGCUUCAUGCCGCCGGAGGAGCCCGAGCCCUGGGACGGGGUCCGAGAGGCGACCGGCUACGGGUCGGCGUGCCCGCAGGAGAGCAUGUACCUCCAGGGGUUUGCCGAGCCGUUCGCCACCGUGAACGUACCGUGGAGCGAAGACUGUUUGUACCUGAACGUGUAUGCGCCGGUUAGGGGAUCCAGCACUGAGGACCCCCUAGCCGUGAUGGUGUACAUCCACGGAGGCGGCUGGCAGGCCGGGACGGGGUCAGGCAACAACGGGACUCAACUUGCUACCGAGAACAACGUCAUCGUGGUCUCACUCAACUACAGACUUGGAGUGUUCGGGUUCCUGGGAACGGGGGACCAGCAUGCCCCGGGAAACGUGGGCCUGUUAGACCAGACUCAGGCCAUCCGCUGGGUCAGGGACAACAUCGCUAACUUUGGCGGGGACGUCAACAGGAUCACGAUAUUCGGGCUGUCUGCCGGCGGCAUGGCGGUGAGUCUCCAUCUCCUGUCCCCGCUCAACUCCGGGCUGUUCCGCCGCGCCAUCACACAGAGCGGCUCCCCGUUCACUCCGGGCUUCCUGGGAACAAAGGAGUCUGCACUAGCCGACGCCAGGCGGUUAGCUCAGUCCUUGGGAUGUGACAGGACCUCCACAGAGGACGUUGUAUCGUGCCUGAAGUCUAAGACAGCCCAAGACGUUCUGACGACCUCCUCAGCCGUACAGACCCCUACCCACAUCUCCUUCCUCCCCAUCGUGGAUGGAACAUUCCUGCCUACGUCACCGGAGGAGAUCUUCGCGGAGGGAUCUGUGGAAGCCCGGGACUAUAUUCUUGGAGUCACUAGCAUGGAAGGCGGUAUCGUCCUCUAUGACGACUUGAACGAAAAGAUCGUCUCUGAAGAAACCUUCCAAGAACACUUGGAGUACGUGAUGGCGUCUUACAACACGAACCUGGUGCAGAUAACACACGCGGCCAAGUUUGAGUACCUCAGAAACCUCACGGCCAGCCCACGUGACAUGCAGCUGGACUUCAUGACGAUGUACGGUGAUUGGCUGUUCGUUGCCCCGACAACACGAAUGGCGAGAGAGUUCGCCAACACCGGGAAUCCGACGUACCUAUACAACUUCGAUCACAUCACCAGCUAUUUAGAUCACCCAUGGAUUGGUGGAGCCGCCCAUGCCGAGGAGAACUACUACCUGUGGCCGUCUGACAACUCCGACAUGAUGACUGACCAAGAGAAACUGUUGGGGAGGCGGAUGAGGACAAUGUGGACCAACUUCGCCAAAACCGGGAACCCCAACUCGCAGGAUCUGCCGGUGACGUGGCCGCAGUACGACCAGCACGGCCGGCAGUACCUCACCCUGUCUACCAACAUGGGCCCGGGCUCAGUACAGGCACAUCUCCGCUCGAAACAGGUGUUUUUCUGGAACUACAUGGUGUCAGCGCUGGCGCGAGUGUGCUGUGCCUGUACCGGGGCCGUGUCCUCCGCCACUGCCGGGAUGUCAGCCUCCGUGUGGACCGCUGUGGCUCUCCUGGUCGGCUGGACUCUGGCAACACGAGUCGGGAUGGUUUUGUAAUGAGAUAUUGUCAUUAGA
Molecule: messenger RNA, 1802 nt
Organism: Branchiostoma belcheri (Belcher's lancelet)
Lineage: Eukaryota; Metazoa; Chordata; Leptocardii; Amphioxiformes; Branchiostomatidae
Product: pyrethroid hydrolase Ces2a-like
Exons: 8
Coding region: 42-1784 (580 amino acids)
Source: RefSeq, a predicted model, not a curated record